Messenger RNA from Guyanagaster necrorhizus, 1273 nucleotides. RefSeq lists its product as uncharacterized. The coding region runs from base 304 to 972 and encodes 222 amino acids. Lineage: Eukaryota; Fungi; Basidiomycota; Agaricomycetes; Agaricales; Physalacriaceae. The transcript has 3 exons. The record is from RefSeq and is a predicted model, not a curated record.
AUUUUUUCUUCCUUUCCGUCCCCUUCCUCUUCCCGCUGACGCUGCAUAGCUGCGUGUCUGGCGCGUUUGUGACUUUGUUGAAAGUCUGUCCUAUACUGGUAUACCAGUUGUAACGACUUGUAGGUUCUGUUCAAUUCCUCGUGUCCUCCAAGUUUCCUAUCUUCAUUAAUCCAACCAUUCAUUGUUCAGUAUACCCUCUCCUACUGAAGGACGAACUAAAGGUCGUCCUCGACUACUAUCAUUCACGCGACCCUCAUUGUAACUUCACGCCACGCUACAUUAAUUCCCCCACGAACUUGAAUGAUGUUACAAUCCCUCCUUGCAAGCGGGGAAGAUCCUCUUCAUGUCUUAUGUCUUCAUUUCAACGUGCAAAAGAUUAUACCUGGAUACUUCUCUCCCGCCGACAUGUCAGAGACGCUCGACUUCCCUGUCUUACAUGACUCUCGCAUGCCUACACACGUCUUAGCCUUGUUUCCUCCUUCUCACAACCAGUCUUCCAUCGCCCGACCGUUAAUUGCGCCCGUCGACGCUGACUUGUAUAAUCAAGGCUUCAGGGUCGACCUUAUUCCUCCGCCGCCACCGGGUUCGACUCGACCCGUUCCCCACUCCACACCGCAAGGACUCUACGUUUCUAUACCCCUCGUGCUCCCACUCACGACGGUCCCGCACCCGCCGUCAAUGUCUCUUCUCCUUCUCUUCGCACUUGGGCUCGAAACGAAUAUCAACGAUCUCGCUUUUCGCAUACUACCUGUGUCCGUAGUAGAGGAGUUCCCCAACGCGGCAGCAAUGGCCCAGGUUAUGGUAUCUCUAAGCGAGGAGGAGUUUGAACGGAGGUUCCAGUUUAAUAUUGGCCUCUGGAAAAACGUCCUUGGACUGGGGGUCACGAAUAACCGGGUCGUCGAGGUCAUACGCUUGGCCUUUAAUGUCACGGCCGAGGCAAGAAGAUUAAGAAGCCGGCAAUUGAACGAAUGAACGACCACCAUACCUUAUAUUAUCACGAGCCUACCUUUGGCACUACUAUUGCUACAGAGGUCUUGUUUUUGCUACUGUCCUUUCUCGUUUCAUCUCAAUCGUCCAUAUUAUACCAGCUUUCUUAAUGAUUUCCUCUCGCUUUCAGCAUACAUGAGUACUUACUACCUCGCUAACGCUUUCUGAUGAAUAUCUCCCCACCCUUAUAAGAUGUCCUGAUUGAUCACUGUAGCUGUACUUUCCAUUUGCCGUAAUUCACUAAUCAACUGUUUUGUAGGUCUGGGAAUAAAUUCUUCUAGUCCGA